UCGUCCGUAGUACAGAGUAACCUGACCGGUGUUACUAAAUUUUGAAAACAGUACAAUGAAUCCCAAUUAUCCAUCAUGUAUAAAAAUCCCUUCGACAAAUUCGAAACAGGACGCAACGAUAACAGUAGGCGGGAAUAUCGCGAGGGCUUCGAUGAUGGAGAUACAGGAGACAGAAAUACUUUAUAACGAAUUAGUCUUAAUAGCCGAUCGAAUAUUUGGUGAAAGAAAGUGGAGUCAUAUCGUUACUAAUCAAGAAAUCGAUUCUGUUGAAUCGUUCAUGGGCAAAUAUGUAUGUGGAUGUGUGACAUUUCUCAAAAUCCAAUUAUCUGAUGGCGUGUUUCACGAAGAUAUGGGAUAUUAUUAUACAGAGGCAGCUAUAAAAAGUGUGUCGAUACAAUCUGCGAGAAUCGGUUCUCAUGUAGAUGCCUUUAAAAGAGUAUUGUCAUGCUUUGGUAAAGAGAUAGGACACGAAAUACAAAAACUGUCGAAGACACCAAAAUUGGAUAAGAUUACGGAUUACAAGACAGAUUUGGAAUAUUUUGAGACGCUGGAACCAUGUGCUCAAUCAACUCCACUUUUAGAAGUUAAUGCAACAAGACAAAAUAGUUCAAAUAUUCCAAAGAGCCUAAAUAAUGUACAGCUAACAGUUACAAAACCGGAAAUUCAGAAAACUGUACAAAAACCACUUGAACAUAAAGUGGACAAUGUAAUGCGUCCUAUACAAUCCAAUACAAUUUAUGAAAAGAAGCAAACUAAUGGGAAAACCGAACAGAAUGCAAAGAAAGAAUUAACUGAGGAAGAAGCCUUACGAAAUGAAAGGAAACGGAAACAAAUGGAAAAACAAGCAGAAUAUAAACGAUUAAUGAAAGAGAGAGAACAACAGAGAUUGAAUAAACUCUAAUCUAAAAUAUUAAUUACUAUCGUUGCAUGUAAAACUUUAUACAAUAAUUUUUUUAAUUGCUUGUAAAUAAAUCUCCAAUAAUAUUGAAUAUACUGGCAAUUAGUAUAAUCAACUAUAUUAGCCCAAUUGAUCACUUUUAAUUGUCAUUAGUGAUCCGAUAGUAUAAUAUUUUACACACAUAUCAUAUUAGAAGAUAUUAAUUAAGAUCUGAGAAAAGGAAAUAUCUAAGAUGUAUAAAGUACAUGUAAUAAAUAAAGUCCUACUAAUAACGCAGCAGUCUUAUUUACAAAAAUGUUUGUAACGAAUUUGAAGAAACGAGAAUCGUAGACAAAUUACCUGAUCUUGUGCGUUU
Molecule: messenger RNA, 1253 nt
Organism: Ceratina calcarata
Lineage: Eukaryota; Metazoa; Arthropoda; Insecta; Hymenoptera; Apidae
Product: DNA repair protein RAD52 homolog
Exons: 6
Coding region: 56-901 (281 amino acids)
Biological process (GO): double-strand break repair via single-strand annealing; mitotic recombination; double-strand break repair via homologous recombination
Cellular component (GO): nucleus
Source: RefSeq, a predicted model, not a curated record